GGGGUUUAACGUCAGAAUUUAUUCAAGAUUUCUUAUCUUUUAAAGGGGAUCACAUGUGAAUUAGGUGGAUUGUACUCGCUCACAACAGGAUAUUGGACAGUGGAGCUGCAACGCGGGUGCUGGGACUUUGACGGUGUAACGUUCGGAUAUAUGGGAAAAUAGCUAAAGAAAGCAAGCGUGCUCUGGAAUCAACAUUCAAGUUUAAUACUGAAGUGAAAUCGCUCACUUCAAAUCACGAGUUCCUUAAAAAGGAAAUUUGCUAGUGAAGAUCUUACGACAACCUAAGUAUUCACUUAGGUUGAGAACUUCGAGAUAAUCUUCCACAGUGCAGACAUUUCUUUUCGUUACCUGGUGACUCCAAACUCAUGGCUGAAACAGAGGAGGCGGUCAUUUUCCGACGUAAUAUAGUCAAGGAAAACACUAGUCUACCAAGUACUACGAAUGAUACUGACGGGGAACAAGAAUCUGAAACAGAUUCCAAAGACGUCAGGUUAACUUUGAUGGAAGAAGUUUUACUUUUAGGACUAAAAGACAGAGAGGGUUAUUUGUCAUUCUGGAAUGACAGUGUUAGUUGUGGACUUCGUGGAUGUAUACUAGUUGAACUUGGCCUGAGAAAUAGAAUUGGAUUAGAGCCAAGUGGGAUGCGUCGUAGAAGCUUGCUUUCCAGAUGUAUUGUUGUCAAGAAAAGUGUGCCUACAGGUGAUGCCCUACUCGACGAGGCUCUUAAGCAUAUAAAAGAAAACAAACCGGAAAAUACCAAAACAUGGAUCGAAUAUCUCAGUGGUGAAACAUGGAAUCCGCUUAAAUUACCACUUCAAUUGCGCAAUGUCAGGGAAAGGAUUGCCAAAAAUUUAGUAGAGAAACGUAUAUGCACAACAGAAAAACAGAAUUUCAUCCUCUUUGAUAUGAUGACACAUCCAUUGGUUGAUCUAGGCAGUAAACAACGCAUAGUGAAUCGUAUUCAAGAUGUUAUCCUUAAUAAAUGGAGCACAGAUGUUCACAAGAUUGAUAAGCGUCUUUUUUCUCUAGUUCUCUUAUCUCAUUAUUCUGAUGUGCUUGAAAGUGCUCUACAACAUCUUAGUGACAGUGCAUAUGAUCUUGCCAGAAAGCGAAUUGACAGUGCAUUACAAAUGGAUUUUGUUACAGAAGCAAAUAAAGAAGGUUCUUGUGAAAUGUUAUGGGCAGUUUUAGCUGCUCUUAAUUCUUAAAGUUAGGAUCCCUUCACAUUUUUUUGGCUGUGAUUAAUUUAGUGUUUUAGUUGAAUUUCAUUGUUUGGAAGCGAUUAUCAAUAUUACAAUGUGUCGCUUAACUUUUGUAAUUUACAUAAAUAAAAACACCACAAUCAAGUUACAAAAUAAAUAAACCUUCAAGACUUCAAAAUAAAAAUGUUCGUUUGGGAUUGUAUGCGGUUUGAUUUGAC
Messenger RNA from Trichobilharzia szidati, 1420 nucleotides. NCBI's taxonomy places the organism in Eukaryota, Metazoa, Platyhelminthes, Trematoda, Strigeidida, Schistosomatidae. The record is from the annotation of a GenBank genome assembly.